GUAGUCGAAAAAUGCCUCAAAGCUAUCAACAGUGAGGUGUUUGGAAACAGAUGUUGCAGUUGAAUUAUCUAAAUGUUUUUUUUCCAAUGCUGUGAGCACCACAAAUAAAAUUCAGUUCACCUCAGUUGCAUUGUUGUGGUGCCAGAAAUCUCAGAAACAGUUUCAGAAGCUCAGCAGAUACAAUGAAAACAAUUGGCAUGAUAUCAUUGGAUAUCACUAAGCAUGUCUAAUCUGGGUGAACUGACCAUUUGAACGAGUUUCAAAGUGAGUUUAUUUUCAAGUUUCAUCUAAAUGUCCAGUUUAAGUGUUUUUAGUCGACCAAUAUUUUUCUCAACAGACCACACCAGCAGUUGUAUGUUUAGUAAUCAGCCUAACAUACAGUGCUGCAGUCCUCUCAUACAGUAUGUCAGCCAAACCUGACCAAGUACCUCCACUGAGCACAAGCCUGGAAGUCAUACAACGAGGAGCCAUCAGCUCUGUAUAUGAGGCCUAAGCUUUUGAGCGUCUCUGACACACCUGUCAGGACAAGCUCAGUCUGACAAUAAGACUAAGACAAAAUGAUCUUAUGAAGGCUGUAUACCAGGACGUGUGAUUUAUGUCAUAUUAUAAAUGCCUGCUUAAAUACUUUUGUAUUUUGUGUAACAAACCUGGAAUGUCGACCGACCUCUUUUGUUUCCUUUUCCUCUAUGUUUACCUUUAAGAUUCAGUUUAAGCUACAGACAAUAAAGCUAUAGCUUAUGAUUAAUUACUUAAUGAGUGCAUCCUUUCUCAACAAGAAUAUGCAGUGAUUUGUAGAUUAAAGACUUGCUGUAUAAAUGAGGAAAGUCAUAGUCGACAUUUAACAGACUGAAGAAAAACAAUCCCAGCUACAAGACUUUGUGACAGUGAGUCACAUUUGCGCGCACACGUAGCGCCAGCAGAGCGACAUUCCUGAAGCAUUAAAAAAAAAACGCUGCUGAGAUUCGGUGUGUGGCGUUAAAUGCUCGCGCUCAGACAGGGACAGACCCGUUUGACGAGACGGACUGUUUUAAAGAUGAGUGUGAGUAUUCACAUUCACACUCACUCCUUCACUGAAACCGUCUCCUGCGCGCAUGGGACGCACACUUCUCUUGAUCACAGCGGAUGAAAAACACGCACCGAGUUGAGACAGUUCUUAUAAAAGUAUAAAACAAACUGUUGAUGGUAUAAUUUCAUAGACAGAAUGAGAGGCUGAGGAAAAAAAACUCUCUGCAGUAAACUUACUUGAAUAAGGAGGCAUUUGUCGUUUCGGUGGAUACUAAAACACAAUGGAUCAGGAGGACACAAUGGACUUCAAGGCCCUGAGGGCCAAGUUCCAGGAUGAAGAACUCCUCCUGAAGCAACCCAAGAUCAAACCUGCUCUCCCAGAGAAACCAAAAGUGGUCCCUCCUCCCCAGAGCCCCCCACAUUACCUCCCUGCAGGAGCACGCCCCUCCCUGCUCACCUCCAUCAACCGGACCUUGGAGGGAAAGUCAGCGAUUGCCCCCAGAGUUGUCUUCAAGGAUGAGAAGAAAGAGAGCAAGAAGCCUCACCUGACUAGCACAAAGGGAAAAGACAAGGGUGAAGGGAAGCUGAAAGAUGGUAAAGACAAGACGACAAAAGGAAGCAAAGAGAAGGUUGACGUUGAUUCAUCGGAUCAGAAGCAGAAGAAAGAGAGCAGUAAAGACAAGAAGUUCUCAUUGGUAGCUCCCAAGGAGAGCGCUGCAGAGCUGGUGUCAGCCACGCCUCCUCCUAAAGCAACACCACCAAAGAAGAAGGGCUUCCUGGGUUUCAGGAAGUCAACAAAAAGAUAUUCAGUGGAGGUCCCAGCUGAUCCCAUCCUAGACACGCCCAGCUCUGAUGUUCCUGGACCAGCUCCACUUAUUCCUGUACCUUCUGACUUUGUUGACUCAGUACCAGAGCCUGAAAUCUCUGCACCAAAGGCCCUUCUACCAAACAUUCCCACCUUACCUGAUUCCACUGCUGAAAUUACCCCGCCCUCCAUUAUACCUGCUCCUCCUGACUUCACCCCACCUCCAGCCUUUAUUCCAGAUAUUCCAGCUCCUGAAAUCCCAACCUCAGAAAGUGAAACCUCAGUUGAGAUAGAAACUCCUGCCCUGCCUGUUGCCAUACCUGCCAGCCAAAAUGAAACCAUUGCCAAUACACCCAGCACAGUCCCAACCCCUCCACCCAGUGCUGCACACCCAGACAGCUCUACUCCUCCUCCAGUGGCCUCCACUUCCACUCCACCUCCAUCACCCCCUGAACCUGAGAUUGCAGAUGUGGCUUCUGACGAGGCUGUAAACGUAGCUGUGGUGGAGGAGCCUCCUCCCCAAGUCACAGAUGCUCCAUCCAUCUCACCAUCUCCCAAAGCUGAGCGCCCAAUCUCAGCACUCUCAGUCUUGGAGAGGGCGGAGGACAUGAGCCCAGGGAAAAAGAGCCUGCCGUGUGACCAGAGGAUCUUUAGUGCUCUGGAGAAGGCUCGCAAGAAGUCCACCAGCCCACAGACAAACCCCAUCACUACCUACUCCCACACCCCACCUCCCGAAGAGCUUCCUCCUCCUCACAGCCCCACCCGCUCUGUCCCAGAGCUCCCACCCAUUGAUUAUGAAGAUCGGGCUGGGAAUGCCGCCCCACCGAAACCAGAGCAAGUUAAUGGCAUUGAUCAUAGGCAAGCCUCUCCAGUGUCGGAAGGCACCACUGAGGAGGGCUCUGAAGUCGUCCCAGAGCUGUUGGUGGUUCCACCUCCUCCACCCAGGAGGAUCAUCCCAGACCCUGAGUCUGUGGAUCCUGCUCCAGAGACACCUGACAGACCUCCCUCUGUCACCCUGAAUGACUUCAUCCCUCCUCCUCCUCUGCAGGACAAUGAGAUCCCUGCUCCUGCUGACUUCCCAGAGACCGACACCACCGAUGUCCCAGAGUUUGAUGAUGUGGCUUCAGAUGAACAUUCUCCAGAGCUGCCAGUGUCAGAGUGGGGGAAUGGGGAGUAUACAAAUCCAGAUACUCCAGACGGACAGAACCUUUCAGAUAUUUACAGUAAUGGGAUAAUUGCUGCGGGUGCUGGGGUCCAAGGAGUGCCAGUGUUGGGAGAUGAAUACCAAGAUAAUCCACAAUCCAGUCUGCCAGAGUCCUCCCUUCCUGUCGCUCAGGACUCUCAAAUAAUGGCAGAGCCCCAAGCAGAAGUUGGCAACGGCAUCUAUGAGAGUACGGAAAAUGUCUAUGAGGACAUCACCACAUCUGCUACAAAAAAGAAAGGAAAGAGUGAAGGGGGCAAGAAACGCAAAGGACCACCAAAGAAUCCAUAUGCUGAGGCAUCACAGGAAACAAAUGAAGAGAAAAGCAAGACAGGCAGGUUCGGCAAAGGCGACAAGAAAACCACCACAGAGGGGCCGGAUGAGAAAGAGCUGAAAAAGAAAGAGAAGCAGCGCCUGGAAAAGGAGAAGAAGGAGCUAAAGGAGAAGCAAGAAAGGGAAAAGAAAGAGCAGAAAGAGAGAGAAAAGAAGGAGAAUGAGAUGAAGAAGAAAUUUAAAAUCACAGGACAGGAGGAUGCCAUUUACCAGGCAAAAGUUACCGUAACGACUAAGGGACGCAAGAACGAUCUGCCCGUCACGAGCGGUGAUAUCAUCAGCAUCAUCCGAACAACCAACUGUCCCAAAGGGAAAUGGCUGGCCAGGGACAGCAGCAACAACUAUGGGUAUAUAGCAGUGGAUCAUGUGGAGCUGGACAUCAGGGAGAUGUUGGAGCUGGGAAAGAAGGCAGCGGUCACUCGCAAGAGCAGCGGCAAUGUUUUCGAGCCAGAGGUCACCAGUACAGGAAGCAGGACUUCAAAUCAUUACCCAAUAUCAACAGAGAGUUUUGAAUAUGACAGUGAGGAAUGGACCUGUGAUGAUGAUGACCCUCUCUCCUCUCCCACUGAAACUGCAGAUGCACUGACUCCAAUGGGCCACACCAGGACUCUCUCUGUGCCAGACAUGGGAAACAAAGACCUGAGCAUAAACCAUCAGCACAGUCACAGUGACAUCAUCGCAGAUGGCUCCCAUGUCCAAGCAAGACAUGAAGCACUUCAGAAGUUGGCCACAUUUUUCCAUUCGCCCAAACCUGUGGAGCCAUCUGCCAGCAGCACAGAACCUGAGACAAGUCUUGUGCUUACAAAGGAAGAAGCAGUUCACCUACCUGAGGCUAGGUCAACACAGGAAAUGGAUUUUGAACAUCCUGAGAUGCUCAUUUUACCUCCUCCUGAUGUGUAUGCUGAUUGAUCGUGGAGUAACCAUCGUGGAACAAGAGGAACAAAAAGCAGCCAGACAGAAGGGUGAUUUUCUUCAUAUUGUGUCACCUAAUAUACUGUGAAAAUAACUUCAACCUCUUGACUAUGACCUUAUUUACCUGGCGACUGCAUUUAUGGGUCAGCGUGGUGAUUCAUGUAAGGAGCAAGAAAUGUGGAUUUCUCAACAAGCCACACAUCAUCUCAGCAAAUGGAGCUCUUUGUGGGCUAUUUCUGUUCUUUGAAGCACUCUGUGUGAAACCAGUAGGGGAGAAGUUUGACUGGUGGCUCUUUGUGACUUAGAACCUUGGACCAAGGUGAACUGCUGAUUCCAGGAAAGGACCUACAAUCUGUUGCAGACACACAGGUUUUGAGGGUCCUGUGACCCUGGAGGCUCCUGUAGAUUAAAUUACACUUGAUGUGAUUUGUUUACUCAUCAUUUUCAUCCUUGCUCCCAGUUGUCAAUAGUCUCAGUUCUACCAGCUUGUUCCUCAGGACCAACCACUAAUCCACAGUCCAGGAUUACAGAACAGUUCAAAGAACCUUAGAGAUAAUUACUGGUUGGGUUGGAUGAAAUUAUUGUCCCACUCACUAGUUACCAGUUUACAGUGUUGGUAGCAAGGGAAAUAAAUAUAUAGCAAUAUAGAUAAUAAUCUUAUAAACGAAAAAAAGACUUUUUUAUUUUAGAUUUUUAAUUUUAGUCAUCAACUGGAAGUGAUGUGAUCUAUUUUCAGUAAUUUCCUGCUUUGUCCUCCUGCAUGUGAAUCUCUACAUCUCUGAUAAACACUGUUUAAAACCAAUGUACCUACAAUUUCCAAUUGCUUGCAUUAUUGUGCUUUUUUUGUACAUCUGUUCUACUUUGUAAUUUUAUUUACUCUCAUUAUUUUGUUCAAGCUCAUUAUGGAUUAUGGUAGUGCUUAUUGUAACUACUCUUAAGUAUUUAAGUGUUGUUUUUACCACAUUAGUUUAAUAAAAUAAUUAUCUUAAAAGGCACAGCAAUUAUCAUCAAUUAUGUCACAUAAACAUACAACAUAAGGAUUCUACUAGUACCAGUUGCUAUGUGUUAGUCAUAGUUGCAUCUUCUGGAGGGAAACAUCAUCCAUAAGCUUAAUUCUCGUUGUUUUUUAUGGAGUUGAUGUCUAGCAGGUGUCACUUUUAUGUGUCUCCUAUAUAUUCUUUCCCUCAAGCUGGUGAAUGAUAAGUAUAACAGAAAGAGGAAGUAAAGUAGUGAUGAUCACCUGAGGUCACAUUCAUGUAAAAUACUGUUGUUGACAUGUAGGAGGG
Messenger RNA from Thunnus maccoyii (southern bluefin tuna), 5542 nucleotides. Its product is annotated as titin. Gene Ontology annotation, molecular function: protein binding. Gene Ontology annotation, biological process: integrin-mediated signaling pathway; T cell receptor signaling pathway; protein localization to plasma membrane. The record is from RefSeq and is a predicted model, not a curated record. Gene Ontology annotation, cellular component: plasma membrane. NCBI's taxonomy places the organism in Eukaryota, Metazoa, Chordata, Actinopteri, Scombriformes, Scombridae. The coding region runs from base 1287 to 4253 and encodes 988 amino acids. The transcript is spliced from 20 exons.